CUCACGAUGCCGAGCCGCGGCGGGUGAGGCGAUGCGCAGCGGCCGAGCGCGCGGCGAGGGCCGGGCGGGAGUCCGACGAUAAGAUCCGCCGUGGCGUUGGGCUCUGAUUUAAAGAACGAGGGGGGCAGACCCGAACGCGUGUUCGACCGCACCGUAGCGCCAGUGGUGCAGGCCGACUGGAGCGAUGUGGUGGCGCUGAUCCCAGCGAAGGAUGCUCCAGAGCCCGAGCGCGGUUGGACAGGCUUCGUCUGUAAACAACGAGGAAGCAGCGAGACCUUAAGUGGAGGACGCCGCAUUCACGGCGCGGACCCGAGACACCGAGGCAUCGACUGAGGUUGUUGUGACAGCUGAGUCAGCCCACAGUGACAGGAGGCCGGCCGACAGGGAGGGCAGUGGAGCCCCGAAGACGGCGUCACUGUGCGUCGGUGUGGGAGAACACAAACUUCUCAUUAUCCCCUCUGUCAUCAGCGCUGACAGCUGGACGUCUGACCGGGGUGUUUCUUCCCUACAUCGGGAGACUCUCGAAGUUAAGGAGGAAUAAAGGGAAACAGAGGCACAACUCCAGCCCGCCGUCAGAAAACAACUGUUUUUCCAUUUUUUUUGUCUAAAAACUGCUAAGACAUGAGACAUGAGAUUAACAAGAGAGUCAGCUCUCGCUUGCAGUGUCAGCUAAAUAGUUUCUCCUUUGUCAGAAUGAAUCAGUGAGAAAUUCUCGAAAGCAUUUCAGCUUUUUCACAAUGCCCAGUGUAUUUUUUCUAAGCUAUGAUCUUUCUACCUUUGUGCUGUCAUACUCUGAAUCAAGAAUAGACUCUUGAUAGUGGCAGCAUUCCUACUCACAAAUGAGAAUUCAACCCGACCUAACAGGCUGCAUUUUAAAAAAGGACAAGUGAGGACAAACCGGUAAAACAUAGAUGAGGCCAACAACAAGCAUCAUGCUCCAGCAGAAUAACAACAACAACUACCCCUGUUUGAACGUGUCAGGCUCCAACCGGGAGAUGCUCCAGAAGUGCUCCAGAGCCUCUCUGCCCUUCCCCAGCCGACUGGAGCUGGGCCUGGGAGACCUGCCUCUGAUCCGGGGUCUCCGAGCCUGGGCCCUGUGCUCCAAGAACCGCUGCAAGGCCGGCGGUCUCCUGGGAGGAGGACAGGCCCCCGCAGCGCCACCUGUAGGCCGCGGGAGCUCGACGUCCUGCCCCAGGCCGGCAGAUGUAGACCUGAGCGGGGAGUGGGGUCGCAUGGGGUACGGGCUUCCCUUGGGGCUGGAUGCCAGACAGGCAGGGAUCGGAGCUUUGGUAACAGUCGCGACUCUGAAGACCUCAGAGGGCAGCGGGAAGACACAGACUCAGUGCCUCUUCCUCCGGACUGAGAAAGGGAGCUGUUUGUACUCGACAGCUAAGCCUGGUUCCGGGGUGACUACCAGUGCGGCCUCCAGUGGGGUCGGUGGUUGGCUGAGAGGGAAGACGGGAGGAGGAGGCAGAGACACUCCAGGCAGGAGGAGGGACAAUGGGCCAACUCUGCCGGCACAGACCGGAGCAAACCGGGUUAGAGUGCGAUCAGGCCGGAGAUGGAGGAAGUCCGGUAAUACAGCAGGCCGUGAGAAAACAGGUGUGAGCAGAGAGAGGCAGCCAGGGAGCAGGGAGGAUCCUGCAGGGGAAAGACAGGAAGAGCGAGACAAAGGAGGCCUGGACAGCAAACUGUUUCCCAACCUGCAGCAGGAUGGCAAAAGAGCCAGACCGGAGAAAGAGGGAGCAUGCAGAAGUCCCAGAUGCUGCCACAAUGUUUCUCCUAAAACUUGUGCUCAGUGUGGACGGAAAGCACAGAGAAGGAAAAUCCAGGAUGAAGGCGAGGGAGGCGAAAGUCCGAGAAGAGGCGUCCCAAACAGGCUCAACGGUGAGGUGAAAGGAAUGAGGAAGGAGUGGCAAAAGAAUGAGGAGGAGGAGAAGGGAGGCCUCUGUGAGUUAGAGUCUUCUGACUCUGUUUUGGCUGUACCAAACCCUGACCUAGAAUCGAACCGCUUUCAACCACAGUCCCCCAGUGGCUGUGGCGGUGAAGAGAUUAGAGAGGCCGACAGCAGCGAGGAGCUGAAAACGCAAACCUCUCACAGCAAGGACGACUAUUCAGAGAAAGAGCAGGAGCCGAACUCUGAGAUGAUGAAAAUACAUACUGGAAACAAUGAUUUCACUCACGUCCACUCUGGACAGUUGACUAAUGACUUAAAAUCAGGACACAGCAGAAGCUUUGGUGACAGAGAACCAACUGAAAAUCAGUGUGGAGAAACAGGGGCUAAUGUAAACGGAUUUCCUGAUUUUGUGGAAGUACGUGAAGAAUCAGAGAAAGCGAUGGAGAGAGUGGAUGUUGAAGUGGAGGAAAGGAGCGUCGAUCAGACUCCUGCUGAAUUUUCACUUGUGUCAAACAUCUAUGAGGACGUCUCUGUCCCCACCCGCCCUGCCUCCAUCAGCACUGCUGUCUCCCCUGAGUCCUCCGCUCCUGUAGAGGGCAGCAUCUUCACUGGUGACCAUGAGGCUUGUUGGGUUAAGAGAGAGCAAGGGAACAGCCAAGUAGAGCACCUUGAGGGGUAUCGUCGAGGGCAGGAAGACCCGGGGAUCAUGGGUAAAGAAGAAGUGGAUCAUAGCAGAUUUGAGCCCGAAGAACCAAACUGUGCGGCUGAUGAGAACAACACUGUGAAACCUCAGGUUUUCUCUAAAAACGAGGAAAACAACAGCCAGGCGGAGGAGGGAGAAGCUUCAUCCUCACCUCUCAGACACAGACAUCCUACCGUCUUUGAGACAGACAGGGGGAUCAUAACAGACAACAGUCGCGACUGUAGGACAGUUGAGUCUGAGCGAAAAGACGAGCCAGAGCCAGAGUCAGAGGAAGGGAAAAUAGAGGAGAGACUAAAUCCUGAGGAAGGGGUCGCGGCUGAGGAGAUUUGGAGGAGGGAGUGCGCCUGCAACGAGUUGGACAAUGGCGAGGGUAAAGGUCACGACGACAAAGAAUGGCACACAAAGGAUGAGGUAGUUAGUACCUUACGGGAGGAUAAUUAUAAAGAAGUCAAGAGGAACUGUGCACCAAAAGCCAACAGGGGGCUACAGGAGUCUGCAGCCGGAUGCAGGGGAAGGAACAAAAAGGUCGGAGUCACCUGCACUGAAACAAGCAUCACGUAUGUUGGAGGAAAUGGAGAGACCAGCACUGACGUCUCUAAUGCUGCCUGUGCUGAUCCCUCCACCUCUCUCCCACUCUUCCUGGCUAAUCCCGACGCCUCUCUGCCCCCCCUGGGAUCCAUGGCAACCGGCCGGCCCUGCCUGGAGGAGGUGGGGGGGCUCGGCGCGACGGCAGGGGACGGAAGUCAGGAACGGAAGAGGAGGCCCGGGAGAGAGCUGGAGGAGCAGGGCAAGGAGGAGAGGGGCUCCACCGUGGCCACUGCGGAAGGGAGGAAGGAAGAGGAGGAGGAGGAGGAGGAUGAGUUUGGAGUCUUCAUGCAGGCGGAGGGAGAGCCGGCCUGGAGCAAGGGGUUCACCAUGUCUGCCUCAGUGCCUUGUGGGAGCAGAGAGAGUGUUGCUCUUGGAAACUCCGCCGUCACUGGGGAGUCCAGCCUCUGGACACCAGGCUGGACGGACAGCUCGUUCCACCAGUCAGACGACACCUGGACAGCCUUUCCUCAGGAUUCGUCAGACGAAGGUCGAGACGUCGUGGGCCUGUGGUGGCCGACCAGCGCUGUGGAGGAGAGGAGAGACGGGCUCUCGGCCAAUCAGAACCUGGCGGCAGUCUUCGCCGAAGCCUUCCCCUCGCCGCCUCGCUCGUCCUCAAGUGAAUCCUGUGACUUCGAUACUGUUCCCAAUCUGACCCAGCUCCUCAGGGGCAAAACCAGCCAGGACCAAGGACUGUUGGACAGUUUCCAUGACUUGAACAAAAUGAUUGGCCAGAGAUACAAGAGAGCCAGUGGUGUGUCUCGUGACCUGCUGCUGAAGACUUUACACCUGGAGCCGCCACACACUGAGAGCAGACCUGCUCCCUGGACAGCCAGCCGGCGUCCCUCCCCUGGCCUCCCCUCAGCCAAUCAGCACGCUCAGAACGCUGCCGCCAAGCGACGGCUGUCAUGUGACUACAACAGAGACAACAUGGAGUAGCUCUGCAGGCUCGGCGAUUCAUGAGCGUUCACCUGAAGAACUGCAGGUUUUUACCUGGACAGAUCAACAACGGGUUUCUCAAGACUCAACUAACACGACAUGUGUUCUGUCUGCUAGUCAAACACUGACUGACUCUUUGACUCUUUGCACACUCCCUGGUUAUUCAAGCCUAUGCCACUGAGAAGACAUAGCCCAUUAAAAAUGGAGCGUCUCACCCCGUGUUUCAGACGUCGGCUCCUCCAGCUCCUGUUGAUGUGUACCGGUGGGGUGAUUUCUUUACACAUGUGCCACCCUGUCCACCACCACCACCACCACCACCAUCCUCCCAUUUUGAUUUUCCUUAUCGCCCCUGACACCAGCUGGGCUGUCAAAAGACAUGUCCGGAGCGCGAUGCCCUGUGGUUACAAAGCACUCGCGGCCACGUUGGAGGAAGAGUCCACCCUGAUAUUUUCCUUCCUGUUAUAUUAUUAUCUGAGGGGAUUUAAGUUCUACUUUAGUCGUAACAUGUCUCUGAGGCAGAGCUGCUGCUGUGGCAAGAAAUGGUCUCAUUGAUUGAAAUUAAUCUCAGUGGCCUGAGCCAAACAAAAACAUUGACGUGCAUGGAACGAAGUUAACAAAAAUAAAAUAUCACAUCAUUUCUGCGUUUAUUCAUGACCAUGGCAUUAAGGAUUUUGGACCGUUAGCAUGCUUGCUGACUAGCGUGUCUGCAUUGAUAUAGGAAGUUACGGCUAGUGUGAACAUGCAGAGUCAGCUAGAUUCCUGCAACUUGCAAACGUUGGCCCUUUUUUUUGUGGAUACGUUUUUUUCCCCCCACGUCUCCUUCUCUUAUCUUUUGCUUCACCAAAGAGUUGUUUAACUCAACCGGUGAGAUUAUUUCUUCUUCUAGAGCAGCUCUGAGAGGGUGGGAGAAUGGAUGUUGUGUUCGUGUCACGUGGAAGUAGAAGAGAGCCGUGAGAGCAAAGCACUUUUGGGACUUAAAAGUCAUUCAAAUUGUCAGACGGUUCAAGAUGGCUCCUGCCGGUGUUACUGCCUGGUGCACGCUGAAAUAACCUUUACUCAGCACUGAGCUGCAGUUUAUGAGAUGUGGGCGUACCAAACGAGUGAGGCGUCGUGAGGGAGGCAUUCAUGUUUGCUUUUCAAGCAAUUCUGUAUCUUGCAGUGUUAAUACGAUGUAUGAUGGCAGAUGAUAUGAUGCUUCACAUGGUGUGAACAUGAUAUAAAGCUCUAGUCUACCUCCCAGAAAUUCCGUUCUGUUACAGAGGAAGAGGCAAUGACGUAAUGCUCAUUUUUCGCCGUCACUACAUUGCCCCUGGUAACUGCUGGUAAUCUUUAUUCAAAUAUGCUGUAACAGCUUUCUCCCUCCUCCUCAGCUUUCCUCCCUACAACAGAAACCUGCAGUGUGAGAUGCCGUGCGGCUGCCCGCAUACGUCUGCAGAGCUCACCGCCAGAUUCAUCCAAAUCUGAAAGCCCCUUUUCCUCCCUUUAUUGUCUAUGAAUGAUAGACUGGACAUAAAAGUAUGUCAUCAGAGUGCUGAGGAUGGGUCCAGUUGUGGUGACGUUUAAAUUUUAGGUUUACAUUUUUGCAAAGUAAUGCAUGUGCUUUCAUUAUGUAAUAGACAGAAACAAAACAGGAAAAAAAAAAAAAGACAGGUAUGAAAGGAAUGAACCUUGAAAAUAGUUCUGGUUCCUCAGAGAAACAAGCUUGUCUUCCAGUUAGUGCCAACAGGAACACCCGUGAAAGUGCCAAUGUCUACAAGGUUACAGACUCGUCACAGACACAUUCAGGAGAAAACGUCAGUGCGUCCGCUGAGGUGGACUCAAACAAAAAUUCUGGCAUGGGAUGUUUUGUUUGGUUUUGCUUUUGUGUUUCUGUCCGGCUUCCCGUCUGCCUCUGUUUCACUACACUCCUGUGAAUGCAACAUUGUUUUGAGUCCACUUCAUGGGCAAAACUUGAAUCUAGCUGCCAAUCAAAACAAUAUUUUUUGAUAUUGUUCACGUCAGUGAUGCACUGUACAUUUUUUUAAUUUAGACAUACUGUUACAUCUUAUCACCUCAGAAAGUUUAUUUUGCUUUACGUUGUAUAUUUCACUUGUCAACUCCAUCACUCGUGAUGAGAUUCACAAACAAAUCAUGUGCGUGUCUGCCAUUUGUACAAACUACGAAUUCCUGAAAAAGAAAAAGAUGAAUAUUUUCUGAUCUGAUCAAAUGAGGAAGACGGGCAUGUCGCCUUGUUAACUGAUGUAAUAAAAUGAUAUUGCGUGAUGUGUAAUGACUGCUUCCUCAGUGUUCAGUUUAAUUUUAGAUAUCCAUCAUCAGACAGGCUAAAACCUAAACUAUUUGAGACCUUUGUCUUAAACAGUUGAACAUUUUGGAAUCAAAUGACCCGUUUCAUUGUAAAUAUUCUGGAAAAAAAUCUCUUUCCAAAACACAUCUGGCUUUUUUAAAAAUGAAAUAAUAGAGAUGAAAGGCCCUGGCUAAGUCAUCAUUCAGUUGAGGUUGAAUAGAUUCACUCCACAGCCAGAGGAAGCAAUCGAUAACUCUCCCAGCGUAUAUUCGAGUAGGCGCAGUCUCCCAACUUUUUGAUCGCACCUCGUAAAUAGUUCAAAAUAGCCGCUGGGCUGGUGGAGGUCUGGUGGUCACAAGCCUAAACUUUUAGCUCGUAGGCAAACCACCAUCCCCACCCCCUGACUGUCAACACACAGAGGCAAAAGAGCAGAUCAGAUAGCGCACAUUGUGACAUUUCUUACUUCAACUUGUUUGUCAAAACAACAAGUUAGGUAACGUGUUGGGAUGUGGGCUUACAUGUAAUAAUGAAUGCAUGCUUGUGCAGCUUAGUUCACUGAUGUGAGUGAUACUGA
Molecule: messenger RNA, 6982 nt
Organism: Xiphias gladius (swordfish)
Lineage: Eukaryota; Metazoa; Chordata; Actinopteri; Istiophoriformes; Xiphiidae
Exons: 6
Coding region: 912-4124 (1070 amino acids)
Source: RefSeq, a predicted model, not a curated record